GCAAGCACGGUGAGGAAAUGCCCAUGAGUGUCAAGUCGAGGCUGCUGUUACACUUGUGCCUUUUAAUAUUGUGAAUCAUCGCAGGCUUGAGGAAACAGUGUUUGCACUAUGAUUUUGAUUGAUAUGGGCGACUACUUACCUAGGCACUGACUAACCCAGAGUAUAGGCCGAGGGGGCUACCGUACGGUGCAGGAUGCGUACCUACCUGACCUAGAGGUAUCUACCACGUAAGGUACCUAGGUACCUAGGUAGGCUCAGGUGCCUGGGGCCCAUACGAACGACACAGGGUACCUGGUUUGCCUACUACCCACGCCCCUGCCCUCGACCCCCACACUGCGUCACCGACAUCGAGACCAACUCACAUGUCAUCGAGUCUUUCAGCCCAAGAACACAAUGACCGAGAGGGCCUAUUCAAUGGCCUGACAAGGUCACUUGUUUCAGGGGACGUUAGCGAGGCUCUGGAGGGCCGAGGGGCGUACUCCGUACUGCCCGUGUAACUCAAAGGACCACUCAGCCACUGUAGGAGUACCCCUCGGGCCCUAACCCCUCACCCAUAUCACUAUUUGCCUGUGUGCAUGUUCGGCCUUACCUCAUCCCGCUCAUUUAUCUUCGCCUCUCGGCCCCCUCUUGGUGGGUGGGGUAGACUCCACACAAUUCCAUUUGUUUUUUCAAUCCCAAGUUACACCGACAGAAGUCAUAUCGUAGAUUGUCGGCGUCCACCUGGGAAUGUACCACAGCAUAUACCCAGCAUUUCCCAGCAUUUCCCAGCAGUUCCCAGCAGUUCCCUGUCUUCAUUAUUGGAACCCAAUACCCAUUCUUCACGCCGUCCGCGUUGCACAACGUCCCCCCACAGACCUGUCAUAUCAUAUUCGCCAAUCUCUCGAGAGCAGCCUUCGUGUCCUUGACCGCUGCCAUUUCCUCCUCUUCGAGCAGCCUUUCGGGGUAAUUUGUCCCAAAAUCCCCUCCGACUGCAGGAUUGUCACCGUCGAUCCAUCGUCCUCCUUCGCCCUUGGCUCCAUCCCUGCCCUGACUGUUUUGGACAAUCGAGCCUACACUCAACCCGUUUGAGCACCUACCGAACCAAGUAAUUUUCGGUGCAGAGAUCCAACACAAUGGCAACCACGGUGGACAAGAUCAAGGAUAUCGAGGCCGAAAUGGCCAAGACCCAGAAGAACAAGGCAACAUCCUUCCACCUGGGUCAGUUGAAGGCCAAGUUGGCCAAGCUGAAGAGAGAACUCCUAACCCCAACUUCCUCGGGCGGUGGUGGCGGAAGUGGUUUCGAUGUCGCCAGGACGGGUGUGGCUUCAGUCGGUUUCAUCGGAUUUCCCUCUGUGGGCAAGUCAACCUUGAUGAGUCGUCUGACCGGUCAACACUCGGAGGCCGCUGCCUACGAAUUCACUACCCUCACCACCGUCCCUGGUCAGGUUCUGUACAACGGUGCCGCUAUACAGAUGCUCGACUUGCCUGGUAUCAUUCAAGGAGCAAAAGACGGAAAGGGUCGAGGUCGCCAGGUCAUCGCCGUGGCCAAGACAUGCCAUCUCAUCUUCAUCGUCCUCGAUGUCAACAAGCCGUUGACGGACAAGCGAGUCAUCGAGUCUGAAUUGGAAGGCUUUGGGAUACGUAUCAACAAGGAGCCUCCCAAUAUCGUCUUCAAGAAAAAGGACAAGGGUGGCUUGAACAUCACCAGCACUGUCCCUCUGACACACAUUGAUCACGAUGAGAUCAAAGCCGUCAUGAAUGAAUACCGAAUCCUUUCUGCCGACAUUGCCAUCAGAUGUGACGCCACCAUUGACGACCUGAUCGAUGUACUCGAAGCCAAGAGCCGAAGUUAUAUACCCGUCAUAUAUGCCCUCAACAAGAUCGACGCCAUCUCCAUCGAAGAGCUCGACCUCCUCUACCGCAUCCCCAACGCCUGCCCCAUCAGCUCUGAACACGGUUGGAACAUCGAUGAAUUGUUGGAGUUGAUGUGGGACAAGCUCCAACUCAAACGAGUCUACACCAAGCCCAAGGGCAAACAACCCGACUAUUCCGCUCCUGUAGUCUUGAGGAAGAAUGCGUCGACCGUUGAAGAUUUUUGCAAUGCCAUCCACAAAACAAUUGUGGAACAAUUCAAACAUGCCAUCGUGUAUGGACGUUCAGUCAAGCAUCAGCCCCAACGAGUCGGACUGUCACACGAACUGGCGGAUGAAGACAUCAUCACCAUCAUCAAGAAGUAAAUGCAGCCAAGGUCCCCCAUGGCGAGCUUAGGUCUUGGACCGUCUUCCUGGACAGCCACGACAGCUCAACUACUUGGAUUGACCUUUGCAUCGCUGGUGCACCGUGGAUGUCUGAGGUACCGCAUGCGUAUUUAAUCUGGAGAUCGGCCGGAUUUUGUCUCGUAGGUUAGAUCCGCAGCCGCGCUAAAUAGUUUCCGCAUCCCCGAAGCUAUUUGCUCGCGUCCGGAUCUCGAGGGGUAUCGUCCACUACCGUGAUCAGCGUCAGGGGUUGGACCGAUGGUUACAUUUGGAGUCUUUGACACAGCGCUGCCACACCUGCCAAAAGGACCGCGCCGCUGCAACCACGCACCCACCUCUCUCAUGGCUUCAAGGUCAUGUAUACGCACAUGCGUGCUCGACGUUUCACCAGCAUCGUGUGACUGACUCGGCGGUUGGGAUGGUGUGUCUACGAUACGCACUCCAAAUUACAAUACCAGGGGUCAUGGGAAUUCUCACUGCCUCUAAAGGCAUUUCUCCCCCACUGUCAACGAGCUGUGAAUCUUGGGAAUGAAUAGCUGGGCCUGUGCCUUGGGAUCAGGCUAGAUGCAUACACAUAUGGCCGGUGCCAGGGUCGCUCCCAGCCUCUAUAACAGGUCGAUGACGGCAGCACACUUAUGUGUGUGCCAACGGGAUACUACUGACGACGUCGGAUCGGCGCUCCUGCUUGGAUGAAAAUAACAAUCAAUGGGAGAGCAUCAAAGGCGUUAGGCCGCAGCAUGCGGUGCGAAGCUGCUGUUUCAUUCGACGAAGUUUUGCGAGACUGAGGAGAACUCCAGUGCUUGACCGGGAUAUAGACGCGCCAGAGUUUGACGAGUGCGAGCUGUGCUGAACAGCCAAUCGAGGGCAGCAUGGCAUUGAAAAUUCAAGACUCAGUCACGGACAAGGCCUUGAAGUGCGCAAGCACGAGCGGGAGUGGCAGGGUGGCAAUCACGGCAGGCUAUGUCCAUAACUUAAUGCAGCUGCAGGUCUCUCUGUACUCUGGGGCGGCACUGUCAGCGAGAGGCGGCUUUUUGACACGAGACUGUCGAAUGCACGCCCCAAAGCUCCCACAUGACGCCACCGAAGCAAUAUGCAAUAUAUGAGGGUCUAUGCACAGCAGGCCACGGGAAAAUUACAUCUCGAACGCUGGUUAUGGAGGGUCAGACGGCCUGGCGAUUCGUGUGCAGAGAUGCCUAUUCUGUACACCGCCAAAGAGGUGUCCGCGCUUAUGAUUGAAGAUGUGGACUCUGGGUGAAGGCUGCCUUGAAUGGGAGGACAACCCUUGAAGGCUCUAUGGAAGGAAUGUGUUUGACCACUAUUACUGCUUGCGAGGUUCAAGGGUGUUCUGUUCCCUGAAGCUCUUAUGAGGUGGCAUUGGUCAUGUCGAGCACUGUCUUUGGCUUCAGGAUGGCUUAGAGCUACGCUACUGUAGGUACUGUUUGGGACAGGUGUGCCAGGGGCUCCCACAAACGAGUCCUGUCUACUGGUGGAGUUCCCGCCCAAUCCUCCUGCCCCAGAUAUCUAACGGCUUUGUCCGCUAACGAGAGAAGACUGGGAUGGAGAUGGGGAUGGAUAUGGGGAUGGGGAUUUGUAUGGGAUGGGAUGGAGAUGCGGUGGUCAUAACUUGUAGGGGUAAUGAAUGUCCAUGGAGCAAAGGGUCAUGAUGAUGACUGAUUUGGGCCGCACCUGAGACAUAUUUGCCUGAGGGUUUUGUCACGCAACAUUGACCAUCUUAGGCUUGUCUCUGUAAAUGUCACGGGCGAGGUAUGGGAAGCAAAAUGAGUCUGCUCUACUCUGCUCUGCAUCCCUCCCAUGGAGACUCAAGACCGUGAACACGGGCUAUCGUUUGUCCGUCGUCAUCGUUGCCAUUAGAGUGCAUGGGGACUUUUCAAUUCCCUUGACAUGUUGGAGAUGCCAAUACCAUUGCUAUCCAUGGAGGCCAGUCUCUUCUGUUGUAUAGGCUAUCGACUGACUGAGAAUGAGGAGGGACGGACGAGGGUGCUUGGCCUAAGAUUGCCUGAGAUAUUAGGUCUCACAGUCGUCAUGUUAGGCAGAGAGCAGCACGGGGAGGUAAUUUAGGUAGGGUGAGAGGUAGGGUAGGAGGGACCCUCGGGAUAUUAUUGGUGAGGUUGCAAAGCCCUCAAGCUUCUCGUUAAAAGUCCCAUGUCCAUUCAGGCUAGGGAAAUGGUUAGGUAGGUACUAGGUAGGUAGGGAGGUAAGGUACCUAGGUACACUAUACCACCCCCAACCAUCCAAAUUCACCGGCGACAUUGCUACAAAUGUCUUGCGCUAGCACUUACAAGUAGGCAGCAUCUCCACAC
Molecule: messenger RNA, 4555 nt
Organism: Exophiala mesophila
Lineage: Eukaryota; Fungi; Ascomycota; Eurotiomycetes; Chaetothyriales; Herpotrichiellaceae
Product: ribosome-interacting GTPase 1
Exons: 3
Coding region: 1113-2216 (367 amino acids)
Biological process (GO): cytoplasmic translation
Cellular component (GO): cytoplasm
Molecular function (GO): GTP binding; GTPase activity
Source: RefSeq, a predicted model, not a curated record